Molecule: messenger RNA, 225 nt
Organism: Radiomyces spectabilis
Lineage: Eukaryota; Fungi; Mucoromycota; Mucoromycetes; Mucorales; Radiomycetaceae
Exons: 1
Source: RefSeq, a predicted model, not a curated record
GCUGACAAAGCUGUGGAAUAUCUAAAGCAAUCUGUACGCAAAUCAUGGCUGCCUAAUCUGCUAAACAAAAUGGGCGAUUACAUGGAACCUGCUAAAGACCUUCAAGAGGCAUUGAACUUUGAUUUCCGACGACGACCUUCCUUUUUGCAAGCAGUGGCAAAGUUGCAUACAGGUUCAAUCGUUAUUGACAAGGCAGUGAUACUUAUUUUAGUCGCUGAGGCUUAU